UUCGCCCAUUCAGGCAGUUAGAGAGAGUGGCCUGUGUAAUGUCAGACUAUGCCUGAAUUAUAGUGCAAGUUGAACUAGGCCCUGCAAAUAUUUAAAUCUACAAGUUUUAAUCUGAAAAAUCUACAAACUUUGAUCUAAAAAAACCUGGAAAAUUUUUUGAUGAUCCAGUUUUAGAACCAGGUUUCUGAAAAGGUGUGCACUUACAAAAGAAGAAAAACCUGAUUGCGUAACAAGAAAAUGAGCUGAUUGCAUAAUCAGGAAAUCAGCUGAAUGCGUAACGAGAAAAACGAGAAAAUUUUGAACGAACUUGAAUUUGCAUUUAUUGAGACAGAAUGGGAGGCGCACUGUAUGGAUUGGUUAGGCUUACUUUUAACACACUGUACCCUGGAUAUAAAUCUUUCAAGGCUGUUAAAAGUAAGAAUGUACAAGACUAUGUCCGUUGGAUGAUGUAUUGGAUCGUCUUUGCUUUCUUCACAGCUCUAGAAACCUUGCUCGAUCCGUUCCUACUAUUCUGGUUCCCUUUCUACAGUGAGAUAAAGAUAGUUCUCCUCCUCUACCUUGUAUCUCCUGUUACUAAAGGAUCAGGAGUUAUAUACAGACGGUUUCUUCAUCCUCUUCUUUGUCAAAGAGAAGAUUAUAUUGAUGCUGUACUUCUCAAAGUCAAAGAGCAGGGUUACAAUACACUGUCCUCGUACACUACCAGAGGACUAACAUGGCUGGCUUCAACCAUCCUCACAACAGCUAUACAGGGAGGGGGUACUGUACUCAACAAAAUCAAAAGAUCCUACAGUUUGCUCGAGAUCACUGAUCUUGCAGAACUUGCUUUCAGGGAUGAUCAUAGAUUUCAAGAUGUAACAGAAGAAAUGAAUUCAGGAAUUGUUUACAACGCAACAGUAAGCGUAACAACUAGUUUGAAAGAAAUGAGAAACAGGCCGCCAUCAAGAAGACGACAAUUCCAACGACGAGAUCAAUUUCAAAAUAGUAAUUUAAGAUUAGAUAGAAUUGGGUCCACUGAGUCUCUAAGCUCUGGUUACUGUUCAGACAGUUUUCUGCCCGUUCAAGCUGAAACUAUGGACACACAGGAUUAUGAGCUCUGGGAAAGACAGCAGACCCGUUUCACCCCUCGAAACACUCGAAGAGGACUCCCAUCAAGAAAAGAUGUGCUGUCAGAUGAGGAGGACUAUCCUUAUGAAUCUAUACAUAUAACAACACCCUUUGGUCGGGUUAACAGAAAUACCGAUCCUGGCUUGCAGUCUCCUGAUGUUUGCAGUUCCUACUAUCCUUCAGACAAAGAAUCUGACGAAGACGAUCUCCCGGCAAGAAUAGUUAAUAAUCAGCAAACCGUGACAUCAGUUGACCGCCAUCUUGAAUUGUCUCGUAGAUAUUCUAGAAAUGGCGGAAAAGAGGAACGAGUUUUGAAAGAAACAGCUGAUUCAUCAAAGACAAAAGACAGGAUUACAGUUGAAGAGCUUCAAAAGCUGGCUCGAAGAUUAAAUUGUGAGCUAGUGACUAAUCCAACGGGUCAGGAAGAAACUAGUCUCCCGAGACCUACACCUCCCAAACGAUUUAUAAAGUCAGAUUUAAACUUUGAAGAAAAAGAUAGCGAGGAUAAAGGUUUGGAUAAUUGUAUUGACCCCAGUGUGGAUUUACAUAACCUCACUUCAGUUUCAUCCUAUUCUCUUCCAAUCCAAUCUUCUACUAACAUCGGUACUGAGGGUUGUAAUGAAAAGCAGAUCCGACCUUCAGAAGAAAUUAGUGAUUCGGAAUAUUUUGAACCUGAAAAUGAACCAAGCACUGAUGAAAGGCCAGAAUUUAAAUCUGAUCCUGACGAUGGAUUAAUUUUUGAACAUGAUUUACAGCUAAGUGAUUUUGAAUAUAAAUCUAAUGAGGAAAUUAAGGAUACAAGAACCUAUUCUCAACCUGAUCCAGAAUCUUGGGGAAAUUCCAACCCGUUUAUUGACGAUUCAUCCCAAACAAACACUGAUAACCUUUUUAAAUAUCAGAAAACAGAUUUAAUAACAAAGAUAGAAUUUUCUGAUUCUAAAAUUGCAGAUUUAACAACAAUAGAAGAUAGUUUGAUAAAUGAAGAACUAAAAACAGAUUUCAGCGAAGUUAAAGAAGAUAGUUUGAUAAAUAAAGAACUAAGAACAGAUUUCAGCGAAGUUUCUAAAGAAUCAUUAGUAACUGACAUAGAGACGGACAAAUCUGAACUUAGAAAGAACAACACUGAAGAAGAUUUUGAGGUUGAAGAAGAAAAAUCUGAAUUAAAACAAAGAAAAAAAUCUCGAGCCCCACCUCCACCCACCGGACUCAAUCUUUCUAUAGAUCAAGCUGCCAGUAAUGUUGACACCGGACAUGAAUUAUCUAAAGAACCAGCAAAGGUUGAUUCCUAUUCUCCAAUCGUAUCAAACAUAUCUGAAGACAGGUCUACUGAAGAUGGUCAUAUUUUCUAUCGAAGCCCAGGGUUUGAUGAAAGCCUAUUACUUUCCUCUCCGUCUAGUUAUCCCUCGGUAACGCCUGAAAUUCGUUUGCAACGAAGCCUUUCUCCACUUUUACAGCAAUCAUCACAGCUUAUUAAAGAGAAACCAGUACCCUUCCAACAUCCAACCAAGGUUCUAAAUCACAGCCAAGGAAUUUCAAGACUUAGAACUUAUUCCAAUGAAGACGACUUCAUUGAUUCUACAGAGGGUGGAAAUACAACUGAAAACCUUGAGCCUUCUUCACUGUCAAAGUGUCCUCAUUGCACUAUUCACAGCUGGCUUCCACAUUCACCAAGCUGUCCUAAGCUUAAGAAGAAAUAAAAAGACUGUUACUGAACUGUGAUGUGAAAGCAGAAAAACCUCGGAAAAAUCAGAAGCAGCUUCAAUUAUUUAUCGCUAAUAAAUUGUAGGAUUACAUAUUGUUUGUAAAAAUAUAUACUUGUUUGAUCUCAAUUA
Eurytemora carolleeae is the source of this 2936-nucleotide messenger RNA. RefSeq lists its product as uncharacterized. Gene Ontology annotation, cellular component: cytoplasmic microtubule; endoplasmic reticulum tubular network; endoplasmic reticulum membrane. Bases 333 to 2801 code for a protein of 822 amino acids. The record is from RefSeq and is a predicted model, not a curated record. Gene Ontology annotation, biological process: endoplasmic reticulum tubular network organization. Lineage: Eukaryota; Metazoa; Arthropoda; Copepoda; Calanoida; Temoridae. Gene Ontology annotation, molecular function: microtubule binding. The transcript is spliced from 20 exons.